AUGCUCCCCCCGCUUGUGUUCCCCUUGCUUGUAGCAGCGGUCAAUGUUGUAGCCGUCGAUCCGCUCGUCGAUGUCGAUUACGCGAAGUACUUUGGCACGGCGCGUCCUGGAGGUGUAACGGAUUGGCUUGGAAUCCGCUACGCCGCUCCGCCUUUGGGAGAACUGCGUUUCGCGGCACCGCAGGAUCCAUUACCUGAGGAAGGUGUUCAAGUAGCAAACCAGCACGGAUUGAUCUGUCUCAGAACCCCUGGAGAUCCAACUGUUAACACGACUUCGGAAGAUUGCCUGUUUCUGGACGUAUAUGCUCCGUCCGCUGCCAAUGCCUCGUCAAAGUUGCCCGUGUACUUCUUCAUCCAAGGUGGCGGCUUCGCUGAGAAUUCCAAUCCAAAUUACAAUGGCACAGGGCUCAUCGAGGCGUCUGGGAUGAAUAUCGUCGUCGUGAACUUCAACUAUCGCGUUGGACCCUUUGGAUUUCUCGCGAGUCAAGAGGUUGCCGAAGGAGGUAGUUUGAACAACGGUCUCAAAGAUCAAAGGAAAGCAAUGGAAUGGGUGCAGAAUUAUAUUAGUCGGUUCGGUGGAGAUCCUGACCAUGUCGUGAUGGGAGGCGAAAGUGCUGGCGCCGCCUCAGUGACAUAUCACUUGACAGCCUAUGGAGGACGCAAUGAUGGCCUUUUCCAGGCAGCCGCUGCUGAAUCGCAGUCAUUCGCCACCAUGUUCACUGUGGAACAAAGCCAGUGGCAGUUUAACAAUCUGGUUCUGCGGGCGGGUUGCGCAGGUGCCGAAGACACCCUGGCAUGUCUAAGAAACCUGACCGUGGCCGAACUCCAGACGGUAAACAUACAGACCCCGUUCCCUGGCGCGCAAUACGCCCCUUUGUAUAUGUACGGCCCGACAAUCGACGGCGAUCUUAUUCCUGACUACACGUACCGUCUGUUCGAGCAAGGCAAGUUCGUUCGAGUCCCGUCUAUCUUCGGCGACGACACCAACGAAGGAACUAUCUUUGUGUACAAUACCACCAACACGAUCGGCGAAUCGGAUACCUUCCUGCAGGCGCAGUUCCCCUACAUUACCCGUGCGCAGUUAGCGAAGAUCAACAUACUGUACCCGGUCACGAAUGACACCUUCCCCGCAGCGCCUAAUGCUGGAAAGUAUUGGCGCCAGUGCAGUAACGCCUACGGCGAGAUACGUUAUAUCUGCCCUGGUGUCUAUAUCUCCGGCGUUCUAGUCCAGGCAGGGGUUACUGAUAGCUGGAAUUACCACUACAACGUCGAGGAUCCCCAGCAGACUGCCGAGGGGUAUGGGGUGCGGCACACCGUGGAGACGAACGCGAUCUGGGGCCCGCAAUACGUAACUGGCACGCCGCCCGCGUCGUAUAACACUACCAAUGCGGGCGUGGUCCCUGUCAUGCAGGGGUAUUGGACGAGUUUCAUCCGGACAUUCAACCCGAACACCUAUCGCUACAAUGGGUCAGCGGAGUGGGGCACCUGGGGCGAGCAGGGGUACCAGCGGCUGCUCAUUCAGGGCAACGGGACUUUGAUGGAGACGGUGCCGGCAGACCAGCAGGGGAGGUGUGCUUAUCUCUCAAGUAUCGCGGUGGAACUAAGGCAGUGA
Gloeophyllum trabeum ATCC 11539 is the source of this 1611-nucleotide messenger RNA. Its product is annotated as triacylglycerol lipase. The transcript has 3 exons. The coding region runs from base 1 to 1611 and encodes 536 amino acids. The record is from RefSeq and is a predicted model, not a curated record. Lineage: Eukaryota; Fungi; Basidiomycota; Agaricomycetes; Gloeophyllales; Gloeophyllaceae.